GUCCAAAGUCCACCCUAAUUUCAAUACCGAUUUUGAAUAAAAGAAAGAGAGUAAGCCUCACUCAUGCUUGCCAACAAUUUCAAGCCAUCUUCUUCGCAAGGGGUCAGCGCGUGUUGUUUUCAGAGGUGUAAUGAGCAGCUGCCAGGGCAUGGAAUGGAAUGGCUAAACGGGGAAAACGAAGAGCUCGUGAGCGCUGACAGUUAUGGCAGACUUGCCCAAUUGAUUUUGGUUUCUACAAUCGGACUCGCCAGAUGUGGGAGAGAGAUCGUCAGACGGUGCCGAUGGGGACAUGGUGUUCCAGAUUUGCGCUGUUGAAAGCCUGUGCAGUUGGAGUGAACGCCGAUUGAUGCGAAGCAAUGUCGGUCGGUGGGUGAAUGGAUGCGCAGGCCUGACAGAAACCCGACAGUCGGUGCUGAGGUCCCCCUCGCUGGAUGACAUAAAAUUUUGAGUUCCGACAUGGGUAUACUUGGUUUGGAGGUGAGCGCGGAAGGAAAGGUAGAGAAAUUGCAGGAGUGGGAUUCGCGGGGGUUUAGUCGAAUGAAUAGGCUUCGAUGAGGAUGAGCGAGUUUUUAAGGGUUGUUGUUUUAGGCUGAGCGACCUUAUGCCUUUGACGAAGAACUUUUCAGAAAAUGCGCAUCGGCCUUUGUCAUUGCAGUUUGGAUUUUGGGGAGGCUUUUGUCAGCAAGCUUAGGGGUGGAAAAUUCUUCCAGCCAGGGCUGAAUUUUGGACUCGGGAUGCGAGCAGGUCUGGAAUUCUGCCUGAUUGAGCAGGACUCUCUUAUUAUUGCCGUUGUCAGCAACACGUGCAAUCAUGUAUUGCCUUUCCUGGAAUGAUGUUGUGCAUAUCCUUUGAUUACAUUUACAACUACACCCAGCUCAUCGACAUUGAUUUCUUCUAUUGUUCCAACAUCGGUCCUGAAUAAUGUAACUUAACAGUCCUAUUGCCAUCAAUGGUUCAAAUUUUUGCGGACUGAUGAAAGGGUUUGCAAUAAGUAAUGAGGCGCAGCACAUCAUAAUGAAUGUUGAGCGCAUUUUGAAGAGUUAAAUGAAAACGACCAUGGCUUCGAAACCGCCGCUUCCUUCUCCUGAUGCUGCUUCAGAAGGCAGCCAGAUUGAGGAGCUUCCAGAUGGCGUCUACCGGAAGGACCUCACUGAGGAUCAGUUGUCAGGAUUUUACGCAGCGGCGUACACGGAUCAUCAGCAGAUGAUUGAUUUCUUGGCAGACGUGAUGGGGCUGAGGAACAUUGCAUACAAGGCACUCAAUGCCAUAAUCGUGGACUACUUCUCUGGUUUCCUCUUGUUUGCAAAAGAGGCUGGAUUGUCUAUACCGACGACAUUUCACGUGUGGAAAUUGAGCCACGACGUGCUGGAUCACAUCAAGGAGGGUGCGUCCUUCGAGGAAGCUGAGAGACUCUUCAAAAAGCUGCUUCUGAAGCUGACAAUCAUUCAGAGGAAAGGGGACGUUCCUCAACUCACUGAUCUAGAAUGUCAGAAGAUUAUACCCUUUUUCACCACCACGGUUUUCCAGCACUACACUUUGUUGAGCCACUGCUUCAAUCAUGACCAUACGUACUGGUUCGAGAACGAGCAAGUGUGGGUGCAAACACCUCUCGUGUAUCCCCACAAUAUGUCCAGCACAAGAGACGAAUUAGAUCGGGAGAAGGCGGCAUGGGAAGCAUACGAGAUAGCAGAGGUGGUUCACAGUUUUCUAGACCACUUCACAUUCUGGGCGAUUGAAGAUAUCAUGAAACAACAAGUUCCAGGGGAUGUUGAUAUAAGGGGCUUAUCUCCAGACGAUUAUGUGAAGGCUGCGCCGGAGUCGCUUGAUCAAUGCAUCGAGCGAGCAUGUCGGCAUAGGAUAGAGGAAGCCACGAAGCUCGUCCAAGUCCAUUAUCAAAAGCGGGAAGAAAAACUGCUGUUGAAGCUUACAGAAUUGGAGGUGAAGUCGGGCUUGCACCAUCCAAGCUGCCGGCCAUGAAGCGUUCGGAAUCACCGGCGGCAGGUGCAUCUCCAUGAGACCCAGUAGCCUCAGCACCCAUGUGAGCAAUAUUGGCAGCUCUGGGAGCAGCUUCAAAAAGUAUCUCAAGUACCUCUCGGACCUGCAAGACAUUCCACCUACUGCAUCCUGUCACCCAGCAUUUCUUACAUUAUUAACAGUACCCGAAUUGGACAACCAAUGCGCGCGACAUCGUCUACGAUAAUGUCCACACCUACGAGUAGCCAUGGUACGACGCUAUUCCCAUGUCUACUCGUACUCGUGGGAAUGACUUACAGCUUCAGUGGAACCCAGACACUUCUACCAAGAACAUUCCGUCGAAACUUGUUUCAAGCGUGAAAAGAGUGAAGAAUGCAUUGAGUGGGUUCCAGAGUUUUCGUUCCUGUCUGUUUGAUUGCUAAUUUCAUUUUUUACGAUCCAUGCGGGAAGAGGAGGAGAAACAUGAAGAGGAAUUUUGCCUGGACUGAGACUCCCGUCAGGAUUUCCUUCCCUGAGCAAUCAUCCGGCAUUGUUCGCAUGGAAAUUGUGAGUCCGAUCCAAUCGCACAGUUACAGGGAUUAGAACAUCGUCCCACGAUGCCUCCGAUCGGGCUCCAACGCCCGCUCCUUCGAUCGACUUCUGCCGAGCUUAACGAUCGAGUUGGCCAUAGCUCGCUCUCUCUCCCCUCGCUCGGAAGAGACGAAUCAAGCUUUUUGGAAAAAGUUCAGGAGCGCUAUGAAAAAUUAGUAAAAAGUAAAAGUUUCUCCUAGAGAUUGGCUGGUGGCGGAAUAUGAAAUAUUUGUAUCUUUUGAUAUCACCAGCAAAAAUUUGAGGCACUGAGCACCAAAAAAAGUUCAUUUUACUCAA
Molecule: messenger RNA, 2841 nt
Organism: Physcomitrium patens
Lineage: Eukaryota; Viridiplantae; Streptophyta; Bryopsida; Funariales; Funariaceae
Source: RefSeq, a predicted model, not a curated record